UCGGGCCGCGUGGCUGCUCCCGCUGCCCGUACGCGGGGAGGAAUGCGCGCCGGGGGCCGUCUCCGCCCUGAGCCGGGCAGAGGCAGCGCGGGUUGCCGCGGGUGGUACCCGGCGGCAGCGGGGGAAGCCUGAGCCGCCCCUCGCUCCGCACGCUGGGGUGAGCGGCUGGCCCCGCGGCAGGCCAGCGCCCCUGCCCUGCAGUUCCCGUCUCCCGCCGGACGAAGCUGCGGGACGUGUUCCUCGUCUCGUGCAUGUUUGGAGUUCUCCACGAUGUACUCGCGGCUUUUCUCUCUCGACUCCUUCUGAGCAGCGCAUCGCCCCUGAGCUGCUAGGAGGAAAAUACAGUUUGGAAGUACGGGCAAGCUUUCUCUAGAAAUGCGUGGAAAAGCCACUGUUUGCUGUUCUGUGCAAAUAAUGAUUAUGGUUACGUAGAGGUCUAGUAAGAAUGGAGAUUAAGCUAGAUGUGCUCAUCUCUACGUGUAUCAAGCAAAGAAAACCAUGGCCCCGCGUAUCAUGGGUUGGACAGGAAAAAGAGGCUGUUUUUCUUCUAGAUGGUAAACAUAUAAAUGAAAUUAACUUGUCGUCAGGGAAGACAAGGAAGAAAAUCCCUUCACUGCAGUCAUUGUUGAAGAAUGUGGUUGUCUUAACAACAUCAGGAAAUGCUGCUUGGUUGGCAGGAAUACUUACAACAGGAGAGCUCUUUCUUUGGAAUAAAGAUCAGGACUGCUUGAAAGUUGUACCAGCAAUCAAAGAGUCCAAGAAAGUAGUAGCAGGAGCACAAGAGUGUUUAAUGAGGUUGUACUUGUAUGUAUCUGGAGAUGGCAGAAAGGUACUGUUAACUACUCCUACAGCAUGUGCCUUUUUGUGGGAGAGCACAGAACAUGAAAACUCAGCCUCUGGUAAAAACUCUCCUUCUGGGCGUUGGACACAAGUUUUACCUGAUGAAUCAGUCAUAUUGCCUUCUCCUGAAGAAAAAGAAAUUGGAGUGGAUGCUGCUUUCAUACAAAAUGAGGUACUAGCUGAUUGCUGUUUGUGUUCGUUUGUAUUUUACUCUGGUGAGUGUUUGGUGCUCACAUUUUUGAUUCUUCGAUGGCAUGAAAAUACCUUUAAAAAUGUUAGUUCUUUGCCAUACCAGAUCCAGUGGGUACAGCAGACUCGCUCUCUUGUUAGUUUGGUCCCUCAGUGUGCGUCUGUUAAAUCAAGAGGAGCUUUACUAUGUGCAUUUGCAAGAGAUGGACUUGUGCUUGCAGUAGCUGUAAAUCAAACUGAUCCAAAGGCAACUCAGGUUUUGUUUUUGAACACCUUGAAUUUUGUAACUGUUUCUGGUAGCCUGAAAGGUUGUAGUAGUAAAAGUAGCAUGACCCCAUCCAGGUUCAUCAGAUCUUACUGGGUUGGCGAUAUGAGUUGGACUCCUGAUAGCCUUUUCUUGGCUUGCAUGUUAAAACGUGGAUGUUUGGUUUUAUUGACAUGUAUGGGGGAAUUGCUGACCUUAAUUGCUUCUGGAUGCUCUGUAGAAUUUGGACCAGCACAGUUUAUUCCAUUUCAUCCACUAAUAACAUACAGACAGCACCAAUCUUGUUGUCGAGAUUCCAGCCAGUCUCUUGGUUCUUCAGGUUCUGAACGUGAUUUCUUGAGACAGAGAUUCUCUGUUGCUUCACAUCCAAGACUACCCUACCUGAUUGUCUCUGAUGGAUACAUGAUAACACUGCUAAGAUUUCCUAACAACUUUUCACCAUCAGGAUUUAUGAGAUCCCUUUUGCUUGAUUCAACCCAACAGCUGUUAGAAAACAUCUCUCAGAAUUUGCUGAACUUCAAGUGUAAAGGGAGAUCUCUACAAUCACUGUUGUCUUUAAAAGCCAGUCUUUUAAAACAAGUUCAAAAUCAAAGUUCUAUCUUUUCCACCAUUCCGAGAUUCCUGGAGGAGGAGGAUACAACAGAAGUUAAUGAGAAAACCAUGGAUUUGCUGGUACUUAAUAGCAUUCUUCCACUUAACGUGAAAUUAUGUACUUUCAAGGACGUUGAAGAAGAAUCAGACAAUGAAAGGCAGUUUUACAAUUGCCCUUCCAUCUUCUAUAACCAAAGAAUCUAUUCAUCUGUUGGUAAAGCUGAUGAAGGCUGCUUAGAAUUUGCAUCAAUGUUUGAUACCAUCCAUGCAGAAGACGAUAUUGAAGAGAAAGAUAAAUCAUCACUGGAACUAUAUUCCAUUCAGAAAAACCUCCUUGGUGCAUGGCAGAUAGGGAUUUCAAAAAAACUGGAAGAGAAAGAUGCAUUACUGAAUUACACAGUGAACUGCAUUAUCCAUUUUUUCAGAAUUGUUCAGUUUGUGAAAUGUACUUUGCUAAACCAGGAUGCAUUUUUGAACAAGUCUGUGAAGAAUACUCAAUGGAUGCAUUUUGUCUUGAAAUAUUUUCAGCAGUGUUUGACUGUCUUGUACUGGCAUUCAAGAGCCAGUGUGACUCGGCAUGUGGCAAAGCUUACGUUAGAAACUUUAAAACUGAUGUUUAUACAGCAACAAGAUCUGUUGUUCUCAAAAAACCUUUUGGCAUGUUUCUGUCUUUUGAAAAUGGUUUCUUAUAUCCUAAGCAGAGUAUGUGUACUACAGUAUGAGAAUUUUUUUGCCUCUCCUGACACUAAUACUCUCGUGGAACUUGACUCCCUCACUGUGCCUGUUUUCUUAGUUCUUGAUGAUAAUAGUACUCAGCAGUUUAGUUCACUGAAAUCUCUGCUUAGAGAAUGUCCUCAAGUAAACCAUGACGCAAAAACAGAAAAAAGGUUGACUGUACUAUGGCGACUAUUAUAUGAGAAAGUGGUUUGGUAUCAGGUGCAGUUGAAAAGAAAAGUGAACAGGAAUGCAGAAGAGGUUUCUAUUGUCUCAUUGCUUUUAAGUCAUAUACAAGCAACCAUUCAGUCUUCAGGAGUGACAUUAGAACAACAUUUGAAGAUUAAUUCUGUAUCUGGUGAGGAGAAGUUCCUUUUAGGCUCAUACAGAGAAGCUGUGGACAUUUGGAAAAGAUCUCUUUGUGAACUCAAAACAAAUGGAGGAAAAAGAGCAUGUUUUCUUCAGCGUAGAUACUAUCUUGCAAUAUUGUUUUGUCACCUGUAUCAAUAUAACCUGUGUGAAGCUCAGGGACUCUGCGAUCAUCUGGUAAGAGAGAUUCUAAGGCGAUCACAGCUCUCCACAGGUCAGAUGGAAGAAUUUUCUGAUACCAAGUAUUUUCAGCAUGAACUAUGGAUGGUAACCAGCAUUCAUACUGACACUGCCAUGGCUGUGAUUCGAUCCAUGGCACGAUUCAUGGCUGCUUAUUUCACAAAGCAGCUGCUCUAUAUCUUUCCUCCUCACAAUGUUGACAUCCUUCAUCCCCUUCACAUCAAACAAGACUUACCUCCUCGCAUCAUUCCACUGCAACACUGUUUGGUUACCCGAGCUGUCAAGGACCAGAAGCUUUCACCUGUGUGGACAGCUGAAUAUGCUCUUGAUUUGUUCUUUAUUGGUGGACUAAUUCCAGAGGCUGUGUGGUUAGCACACACACUUGGGGACUGGAAGCAGUCUGUGUCAAUUGGUCUUGCCUACCAGCUGUAUUGUCAGAACUCUGAUGACCUCCCAAGAAUGAAAAAACCAGAGUGUCACCUGCCAUUAAGCUUAUUACCACUGCAGACUUUUCAAGAAAAGUUACAGUCUUUGUUAGGACAGCCAGUAACUUCUGAUACAUCAGGACUUACUAAAUACAAGAAGUUCACAGAUCCCAUUGAAGAGGAAGAUGCAGAUAUUCUUUACAGUUCAAUAGAGGAACUACUGAAAGCAGCUGUUAUGGCAGAUGUUGAUAUUCUCUCAGACACAUUUCAGCUUUUGAUGGAUUCUGCCAAGGAUCUUUGCAGAAAGUUUUAUGGUUUGGUUCCUGUUGGGCUCUGUCUUCCAGCACCACCAUUGUACUGUCCUCAGCCAGCUUCUCUCAGUGAAGAAGACAAUGAUGAUGUGCUUUUAAAAACAGAGAAAGAAGUCCGUCAGAAAGUGUCAGGAGUUCUUCAGCGAAUUAUCUUGCUCUUCCGGGCUGCUCAUUGUUCUUGCUCUGCAGCACAGUGGUAUAUUACACAACUGAAGUGGGCAAGAAAAGUUAUGCAGAAAAUUCGAAAGAAAGGUUCUCUUCCUUUGCUGAGUCCAUUCCCAGAGACUUUGCUUUGUUACUGCAAUUUCCGCACUGCUCUCUAUGGAUCUACAUCUUCUGGAGCCCAUCAGUUUGAUGACAUUACCUGUAAAAUUUUAGGUUGGUUCAGAGAGUUCUGUGCAUUAUGUUGGAUGUUUCACAUUCGUGAAAAAUUAUCUGAAAACUGUAGGCGGUACCAAACUGCAAGGGAAAAUAUUAACAAUAUCAAGGAUCCGAAUACAAACAGACAUGAUACCUACACAGUCGAGCAUUGUCUGAAUGCAGUGGAGUGGGCUUGUCGAAUGCUUCCUUUCUGCAGAUUCAUGAAUGUUGAAGAAUUAGUUCAGGAUGUAAUUUUGAGUUUGCUUGGAGAAUUGCCACCAGUAAAAAAGGUGGCUGAGAUUUUUGUAAGAGCAUUUCCUAAUCCUGAAGAUAUAAGAGUUCCACUACGAGAUAAAUAUCAUGGACUUCAGCAGCGACUCAGACACAGUACUGUUAAAGUAGAUCAUGAAAGCGAAGAAAUGAUGUCUGUUGUUAUACAGUCUGCUGAAGAAGUGAGGAAGAGGGUCUUGAGACGUGUAGUAAAGAACAUAGGCCCUAUAGAAAUGAAUAUUUGGGAGCCAGUAGAAGAGGCAGCAUCAAAUGAUGAGGAACACUAUUGUGACAGAUUCUCGUUAGGCACUAGUCUAAGCACAAGCACACUUACUGAUGUUGGGAAUCCUCAGGUAUAUAAUGAUGCAGACACGGCAGACACAGUUUCAGAUGCUUUGUUUACUGAAGAAACAAGAGCUCAAACACCUUCAUUCCCAAGGGCAAAUGAACUCCAACGACAAAGGGAAGUAGGUGGUAAAAAUACCACACGCAAGAUAAAAGCUCCUAACUGUAAAACAAAACAUGAAUUGUGUAGGAGAGAUAGGCUUAAUGAACAUAAUUUGCCUGUAGUUGGUGUAUGGGAAUUUGAACGUGAUGAUGAUGAGUAUGUUGGAUUUUUAGAACUCUUCUUGAGUUAUGUUCUUGAGAGAGACCUGAUAAAGUACAGUGACCUGGGAAUUCCAUUUCUCACUAGCUUUUCUGAGCUGCUUCGAGAACAUGAAUUGAACUCUCUCUUUUUUGAUGUUCAUACAACACUAAAGCGUCGACAAAACAAAACUAGAAGUCAAAGUGUGUUUAGAGCAGGGUCUUGCUAUACUAUCACCCUGGCAUCUUAUGAUCCUGAAAAAGUGUCUGCCUAUAAUGAUAACAGAAAUUUUUUGGAAAAACCACCAAUUGUACAGUCUGUUGGACAGCCCACAGAGUCUUCUGUGUGUAACCUAACAAAAGGACGUAAAGAAGGCUUAUUUGGUUUAAAAUACAUGUCAAUAUACAGAGCUCAGACUGACAAUCAAGGAGUCACUGUUGCACAAGCAAGCCAGACCUUUUCUAACCAUACUUCCUCUACCCUGCAAACUCAGGCAAUUCCUAAAUACAUUUACAAAACUCUUGAUGUUGUUGGUAUUGCUCCAGCAGAAGAACUGCCUAUAGAUUUGAUGGGAAAAUUGAGCAAUAUUUCAAAAUUGCUGGAGUGGAUGAUCAGAUGGUCUGACAAAAGACUGCCCUGUGGUUCCAAUAAACAAGAUUCCUUAGAAGAGACUCUCCCAGUGAUACAUUUGAAAACAUCAUCACCAGCUGUCCUUACAUCUUUUUGGUUGUUAGAACAGUUAUAUGGAGACAGAUCUCAAAUAAAGAGCAUAAAAUGUAAGCAUCCAGAUGAUCAAUAUCUGAAAGAAAUUGCAUCUCUAUCAGAAGCCCAGUCUAGAACAGAGGAAGAAACUAGUAUGGAUGAAGGCUCUUCCACAGUGGCCAAUUCUCCUCUCAAUGUCCAGAUUGUACAAAUAGAUGAUAAUAUUUCUGAAAGUGAUUUGGGAAUGUCUGCAAAGUCAAAAUAUUUCUGUAAGAAGAAAAAUAAUCAUGGAAAUAAUUCUGUGCCUCAUAUAACUGAAGAUCUGAAUGAAUUGGGAUCAUUUGUUCAGCAGGAGUUGGAUGUAACAUCAGAACAAGAGUUCUUUGAGGAGCCAUAUGAAACUUCAGAGAGCUCCAAUAGCUCUGUCAAGAUCAGACCUGAAGAACAUCAAAGAGAACAGGGUGCUAUCCCAUGGGACUCUAUGAAGCAGAUCCCUGAAGAAGCCAAAGUCUGCUCUCCUAAAGUGAAGGGUGCCAUUUCAGCUGUAGAUAGUGCUCAAGAUCCAAAUAUGGAAGAAACAAAGGAAGAAAAGGCUGAACAGAAUAUUGUAGAUACUAGAAGUGAUUCUCAGCCUUCUGAGACUGCUGUGUCUUCUGUGUCAAGUCUUGCCUCCCAUACUUCUGUUUGUGCAAAGAAGCAAGAAGUCAAGGCAGAAGUCCCUAGAGAAGAGAAACCAAGCACAUCAGAAACUGUCAGGCAGAUGCUGCAAGAUGAAAUGUUUAAAUUAGUUCAGCUCCAGCAGAUCAACUUCAUGAGUUUAAUGCAAAUAGUGCAGUCAUCCUUUACCAGUGUGCCAAAUGUGCAGCAAGUAUUACAGCAGCAUCAGUCGGUUCACCUGGCAGGGAGGCAGCCUGCACAUGCUGCUGAAAGCAAUGUUUCUCCAAAAACAGAGGUGUUCUCUCAAAAAGAAAAAGGAAAAACUGGUCAAGAGAACUCUGUUUUUCAUCCAAGGAAGAAUGUAGAAGAUGAAGGCAACAGUGGUCAAAUAAAAAAUCAUCUGGAUAUGAGUGCCUCUUUGACAUUAUUUGAAAGCAACAGCAAGGAAACAGAAUUAAUGUCACCAUCCCAAGAUUUGCAUUCUUCAGUGCCUGCUAAACCACUUCAUCUCCUAACUCCUUCCUCAGGCAUCCAGAAAAAAGUGAAGCUUAUUCCUAUUGAAAAAAAAAUUAGUUACUCAAAUGGAUUUCCUUUGCUUGAGCUUGAAUCAAAUUAUAAUGUUAAACCAUCAUUUUUACAUCUAACAGAAAUGUCAUCAGCAUUUUCCAGGCCACCUCCAGUACCACGAGUAGCUUGGAGUUCAUCAGAUUCCUUACAGAACCAUCAGUCAUCAUACACACCAAGAAAGAGUAAAGCAGAGGAAAAUUUCCACAGAAGUAGAUACAACCCUGAGACUUUAAGACAAAAGCAUGAAGAAGAAGAGAGAUGGGCAGAAACAGUGUGUAAGGUCCCUCCCAAACAUCUGAAUUCAGAUCAGUGUGAAGGACAGCCAGAAGAUUCACCUCAGCUGCAAUUUCCUGAAAAUGUGCAUGUGCUCAAAACACCAACCACUCAGAACGUGGCUGCCAUUCCACUGUUGCAUUUGCUUGACCCAGUACCUAGAGUUCCACCAGCUGUAAGGCAGCCAAUCACUACUACUUUAAUACCUGUUAAACCUGCAACAAAGGUUGCUGACACCAGAGGAACACAGUGGGGUGCAGGAAUAGCACUACUUCAGAUUAAUUUACCUCAGAAAAAGAAGGCAACAAACCUCAUCCCACCUCGAGAUCUCAUUGCAUUUGAGCAAGGACACAAGCAUCUUCUUGUGCCCAGUACUUCCUUUCAAAAAGACCAAGCCAAUCCUAUCCAGCUACUAAGAACUGACGUUGGACCAUUUGAACUUAAAGAUGUGCAGAGCAAAAGAAAAAGUAAAAAGAGGCGUAGUAAGAAACAACUGAAAGAGAAGGAGGAUAAGAAGAAACCAAGCGUGUCCUUCUGUCCAAACGACUCUGUCAUCAGUAUUAGUGACACAGCAGUGGCUACUGAAUCAGAGACUGGGGAUCACAAACCAAAUUCGACAUCUUAUGUUCAGGAUGGUUUUUUCAUGUCAAUGGAUGCAAUGGAUAAAGCAAGUAUUACCUCAGCAGAUCUACAUUAUUUGGCUUCUGUAGGAAAAAAACCAGCAGAAACUCAAGAUGCAAGUACUAAUACUAGCCCAGUGCUCAAAUCAUACCAGGAUUGUGGGAUCAGUGGUGGAAAUGAGGUUUCCAAAUUUCAAAAAAAUGAGCUGGUCACGUCUGUUCCUGCAUCAGAAUCAUCCAGUUCGUCUGAGAUACUACUGCCAGACAUGUAUUUAAACCAGAGUUUCCCCACUGAAGUCAGUGAGAAACCUUUACCAUCCCAUCUGUCAGAUGCACCUGAUUUGCAUAAACGGGAAUAUAUCAGUGUGACUGACAUUGAAGACAGUGACAUCCUUAGCAAUUUGCCCAUAAAACCUGAGUCUGCAGAAGAGAUAAUUGCUGCACAGCAGAAUGAGAAGCUUGAAAUUCCAUCUACUGCAAAACUUCAUCACAGAGCAGCUUCUGUUACUAAUGCAGUUCCACCUGGAGUACUUGAGAAGCAAGAUGAUCAUCAGAAGAAUGUGUCAAACAAAUUGCAAAAGAAAGAUAAGUCAGAUUCUGCUACAGAUAUUUUAACUUGGAACACAGCACAUGAACAUGGAGGAAUUCUUCCUUCUUCAGGACUUCAAUCCAAACUAAUUAAUAAAGAGUACUUUUCCACAAAGCAGAAGGAAAUGGAUAUGCAAUUACAGAAACUAGAGAUCGUAGCAGAAAAUAUGGAUCAAGAUUUCAGAAAUUUCGAAAUGUUAGUGAAGCUGAUAGAUUCUGAAAUGGAUGCUGAUUCAGACCUUGGUGCUCAUCCUGCAGUGUCUGAAGCUACUGGAGUCACUGGUGCUGAAUCAGAACAUCAUUUGUCAGGCAUGAUUUUUGAAGAUGUUACAGAUGACCAAAAGGAAAGCUUCAACUUGAAAUAUCCUGUGCCCAGUUCUACUACAGUGGAUGCACACUCUCCUGCCUCUGCAGCCUUGGCUUCUAAGUCUCCCAGUGGCCUGAAAUCACCUUCUGCUUCUUCUGAAUACCUGGAUUCCUCAAGUUCUCACAUAUGCAGAGAUAUAUGUCUUGGCUCUUUAGAAGAUCCCCUGCAAAUUACUGGUCCGAGUGAUGUUACUGAUGUGGUGAAUGAUUGUGUGGUGGAAGGUGACACCUCUUUGCUGGAGCUUGGCUUUGCAAGAACGCAGGCUAAGAAAACCUUUAGAGUUCUUGAUUCUGCUUCUGGGCAUUCUCAAAGAACAGAAAAGGAAAGGAAAGAGAUACAAACAUGGAUGAAAAGAAAGCAAAAGGAAAGAAUGAGAGAAUAUUUGAAGAAACUGGAUGAACAAAGACAGAAAGAACAUCAUCCAUUUAACCUGAGAAAAAAUGUGCAUCAUAAUCCUACUUCAAAGGAUAUUAGAGUCUUCCAGAAGAAGAAAGAAGAAAAAGACAAAGCCAUGUUGUUAGAGCAUUACAGAAUCAGAGUAUCACAGGCACUUUCUCUGGUGAAUGAAAUGUCGUCUGAAACAGUGGCAUCACGAGCAAGUGAUCACAGGACAUUGUCCAGCACAAGAUCAGCUCAAGCUUACAGAAGGAGGAAGGUGGCACCUAGUGCAGGAGGGCAUUUGAACAGUCUUGUUCUGGCAGAAAGGAGCAGAAGUGCUGCCAAACCUGGUUUUGGUCAAAAAGUACAACAUUUCACCCCAGCUCUUGGUUUUACAGAGUCCAGAGGAAAUGCCUGUAUGCUCCUUCAGAAAAGUACCUCCAGAAGAAGACUGAGAAAUGCUACAAACUGUCCUGUUACGUUUAGACACUCUGCUGAGUGCAGAGUCAGCAGAAGCUCAACACAAAAGCCUCCUCAGGUUGCCACUGCAGUUCAGACAGAAGAUGUUGAUCCUGACGCUGAUCGAGAUGUGGUGAGUCCAUGGACUGUGCCUGAUGAUAUCCAAAGAAUACUUCAAGAUACUCAUGACUCCAUGUUCCAGACCUCUUCAGUGCACAGCAUGAUUUUCUCUCCUCUCGGCAGUAUCAACACCAGCAAUGGUUCUGAAAGCACAGGGAGCAUCCUCAGCAAGCUGGACUGGAAUGAAUGCAGUUGAGGCUAUGAUAGCAGAUGUGGAGGACAAGUAAACAGUUCACAAAGUUUCCAAAUAGUUGCUGGUGUUUGGGUUUUGUGUUUUAAAAUUAGUAAUUGUUCUACUUAAAAUGGAUUGAGGCUUGUAUUGGUUUCCUUCUUAAGCAGCGUGGAAAUUCUCACUGUUACCAGCCUAGCCUAGAUGAAACUGAAUUCCUUAAAAUGUACUUUUCCUUCCAUAUGUUUUCAGGUCAAGAAGAACUAAAUAUAGUUGGUAAAGGCCAACCCAUAGUCUUAAACAGAUCUGGGUCAGCUUCUUUACAUAGAAAUAUAAAUAAAACACUAAAAAAUGUUAUUUUAAGAGUAGUGUACAACUGUUUUACUUUUGCAUUUAAUAUUCAACAUUAUUAUGAAGUUAUUUUUGUAACAUAAGGGUUGUGAUAAACAGGUUUAAUAAAAGUGAUUUUAUUUGUUUCUGCUGUAAAUGAUUUACACAUGCA
Lonchura striata (white-rumped munia) is the source of this 10502-nucleotide messenger RNA. Lineage: Eukaryota; Metazoa; Chordata; Aves; Passeriformes; Estrildidae. The record is from RefSeq and is a predicted model, not a curated record.